Ipomoea nil (Japanese morning glory) is the source of this 1406-nucleotide messenger RNA. Its product is annotated as mitotic spindle checkpoint protein BUBR1. Gene Ontology annotation, biological process: mitotic spindle assembly checkpoint signaling; meiotic sister chromatid cohesion, centromeric. NCBI's taxonomy places the organism in Eukaryota, Viridiplantae, Streptophyta, Magnoliopsida, Solanales, Convolvulaceae. The transcript is spliced from 11 exons. Gene Ontology annotation, molecular function: protein kinase activity. The coding region runs from base 4 to 1230 and encodes 408 amino acids. The record is from RefSeq and is a predicted model, not a curated record.
UAUAUGCUCAUUUCAAAAUUUGAAACGCACGGCAAAUUUCUCUCUGCAACUAGGAGGAGAAGAAGAAGAAGACCGACGGAAAUGGAGAACGUAUUAAUGGAUCCAGAGACUGAGUUUUUGGCGUCAAAGCAAGAGACGGGCAACGAGUGGGAACUCUUCAAGGAGAACGUCAGGCCUCUCAAGAGAGGCCGUAACAUCAGUCUUCUCAACGACGCUCUCAAAUCUCACUCUGAUUUCCAGCUCAAGAAAUCCCUUCUCGAUAAACGAAGGAGGCUGAUUGAAGCCAUUGACGAGUACAAAGGCGAAGACCCUCUCCAACCAUGGCUCGAGUGUAUCAAGUGGGUCCAGGAGUCUUUCCCUCCUGGUGGAGACAGCUCAGGACUUGUUGUGAUUUAUGAACAAUGUGUUCGUACCUUUUGGCAUGACGAUCGAUACAAAGAUGAUAUUCGCUACUUGAAAGUGUGGCUAGAAUAUGCUGAAAAUUGUGUGGAUGCUGAAGUCAUCUUUAGUUUUCUGGAGGCAAAUAAAAUUGGACAGACACACUCUUCCUUCUACGUUGCAUAUGCCUUGCACAUGGAAUCUAAAAAUAAAAUUAGAACUGCAGAUGAAAUAUUCAAUCGUGGGUUAUCUAUAAAUGCACAGCCAAUUGAAAAGUUGAAGGAAGCUUAUAGGAAAUUUCUUGGACGAUCAAUGAGGAAACCAAAAGCAGUAGAGGAAGAUUCAACAGAAAACCAAUUGCCAGUUCGAAGUUUUGGUACUUUAUUGGCUAGAGGAGGCACUGGAAAUCAAACUACAGAGACUUCUGAUUUUUCUAGGAAGAAGUUGAAGCAUGGAAGGGCUCAAGUUCCACUACUCCCCAUUUAUAAAGAUAAAAACACUGAUAUCGCAUCAAGCCAUCAUAUAGAGACAUCAAAGUUGGACUCCAGAUCAUGGCACUGCCUUGGUGCCAGAGGAGAGAGGAACAAAGAGAAUAAUGCAAUUCCUUCCAAAUGGACCUCAAAUAAGAUUCCUCAAAGAGCAGUACAUAGAAACAAUGGAGCCACUGCUACUGCAUGCAUCGAGAUUUUUGUGGAUGACGAAUGUAAUGAAAAAUCUGAAACAGAAAAUCGUGGUGAGAAGGUUUCUACUCUGCAGCUCAGACAAGGGGAUGGAAAAGACAUCAAGAAGGAAACGGAAUUAUUGAGGGAGAAUCCACUGCAUUACUUCCCUCCAAACUCCUUGCCUAGAUGAUUAAUUCUGGGAUUAAAAAAUAAAUAAUGCUUUUUGUAGCAUGUUCUUGUUGAAAUUUUACUAUAUUGUGGCUAUCAUUUACAGACCGUUUGGUUUGGUUAUGGGAAUAUGAAUUCCAUUUACGGCUUGUUAGUGUUUGGUUUGAAUAUGAGAAUAUGAAUUCCAUUGGUUUGAAU